AUGCCGUUUCAGCGCGUUAUAAAAAACUACCUGGUACAAGCUGGUCACUCCCCGAGCUCCAUACCUGUUGAAGAAUGGACAGCUAAAGGAAAGCUUCGUGGUCGCCUUAACACUAGCCCAAAACAUGAGGCAUUCAUGUUGGGGACACCAAAAACCAAAGGAUGUAGUACAGGUUAG
Eruca vesicaria subsp. sativa (arugula) is the source of this 177-nucleotide messenger RNA. The record is from the annotation of a GenBank genome assembly. NCBI's taxonomy places the organism in Eukaryota, Viridiplantae, Streptophyta, Magnoliopsida, Brassicales, Brassicaceae.